ACUUUGAGACAUCUGUUAGAGUUCCAGGUUAAAGAGAAGCUUCCUUGCCCCCUGAAUCCUUGCUGGGCCAAAGCCCUGGAAUAUCAUUGCUGGCCAUCAGACACUGGUGAGUUGGCGGUGUGAACUUGCUUUGCUUUCACUGCCUGCAGGGACACCAGAGACCUGGACACUAGCGACCUCCCUCAGAAGGGCCUCUUCUGCACGUGAGGACCAUGCCCCGGUUUGCUUCCUUCCUUCUGCUGUGUGUGAUAACGGCAGUUUAUGGAGACACCUUAACUGAAAGUGCUCAAAAUACCUGCCCUGUGGUUACCUGCAGUUCUCAAGGCCUGAAUGGCUUCCCAGGCAAAGAUGGACGUGACGGUGCCAAGGGAGAAAAGGGAGAACCGGGUCAAGGGCUCAGAGGCUUGCAGGGCCCUCCUGGAAAAGUAGGGCCUGCAGGACCCCCGGGGAAUCCUGGGUCAAAAGGAGCAGUGGGACCAAAAGGAGACUGUGGACACAGUGUAGAAUUUGACACUAGCAAAAUCGAUUCAGAAAUUGCAGCCCUGCGAUCAGAGCUGAGAAUGGUGAGAAACUGGGUACUCUUCUCUCUGAGUGAAAGUGUUGGAAGGAAGUACUUUGUGAGCAGUGUUAAAAAGAUGCACUUUGACAGUGUGAAGGCUCUGUGCUCUGAAUUCCAGGGCUCUGUGGCCACUCCCAUGAAUGCUGAGGAAAACAGGGCCAUCCAGAAUGUGGCUGGAGAUAUUGCCUACUUGGGCAUAACAGACCAGAGGCAUGAAAAUGUUUUUGAGGACCUGACAGGAAAUGGAGUGCAAUAUACUAAUUGGAAUGAUGGGGAACCCAACAACGUGGGCUCUGGGGAAGACUGUGUGGUGAUUUUGGCAAAUGGCAGGUGGAAUGAUGUCUCUUGCUCUGACUCAUUUUUGGCAGUCUGUGAAUUCUCUGCCUGAGGGUGCUUGUUUCUCAGUCCUCCUCGACCCUUUAAUGUACUCUAGAAGUCCACAGUUUGUUCUGAAAAAUAAAAUAUGGAAAAAUAGAAACAAUUCAACAUUCGUUACCCAAUGCGUUUGGUGUAGAAAUAAAGUGAGUUUAGUUUUCA
Molecule: messenger RNA, 1096 nt
Organism: Mastomys coucha (southern multimammate mouse)
Lineage: Eukaryota; Metazoa; Chordata; Mammalia; Rodentia; Muridae
Gene: Mbl2
Product: mannose binding lectin 2
Exons: 6
Coding region: 213-947 (244 amino acids)
Biological process (GO): surfactant homeostasis; positive regulation of phagocytosis
Cellular component (GO): rough endoplasmic reticulum; multivesicular body
Source: RefSeq, a predicted model, not a curated record